This is a messenger RNA of Arvicanthis niloticus (Nile rat), 4020 nucleotides long. The record is from RefSeq and is a predicted model, not a curated record. Lineage: Eukaryota; Metazoa; Chordata; Mammalia; Rodentia; Muridae.
GGUUCUAGUACUAUGUAACUGCUAAGGGCUCAUUGCAGAGGACUCAAUGGGGCCUUAGGGAAGAAAACAUCAUGAUUAUUGCUGCAACAUCCUUUCGCUCCUCUCCUAACAAAGCUCUGCCACUGAAUCAUGGAGUCACCAUCUGAGGAGAAGAGAAGGAGCCAUGUCAUCACUAUAGACCCAGAUGAAACUGUCUUGACUGCCUAUCCAUAUAGACCUCAUAACACUCUGCUGGAUUUCCUUAAGGGAGAGCCAAAACUUCUAGGGGCUAUUCAGAUUCUUCUUUCUCUAUUCAUCGUAGUCUUUGGAAUUAUAUUAGCACUUAAUUUCAUCUUUUUAUCCAAAAAAUUUCCUCUCGUGAUCCUCACAGGAUAUCCACUCUGGGGAGCAGUUAUUAAAUUAGAAUCAUGCUUGAGAUAUGAGAUGUGUGAAUGAAUGCAUGUCAAUCAACCAAUAAACAACUGAAAUAAGGAACUAAUGAGACCACUGUCUCUAUUAAAACCAGUACUGUGUUUUGUUUUUUCUGGCAGGAUUUGUCAUAAUGUCCCAUAACAAUGUACCAAGACAAUGUACCGGGACAUGUCACAAUGUAGCAAGAUUAAUUCUGAAACAAGACGUCACAACCAUGAAUAUCCUCAGCUUGUUGACUGCAUUAGCUGGGAUUGCUUUGAUCCUCCUCAGCUUUAAAGAGCAGCACAAAUUCUGCCAGACAGCCUCCCCUGAAGGACCGUGUGUUGUGGGCAAAACAUUUUUCCUUGGAAUUUUGUCAAUCUUAUUAAUCAUUACCAUUGUAGAGCUCAGCAUCGCUGUGACUGUUGUAUUCUUAAGAAGCAGAUGCUGGACCGGUUCAAAAGAGGCUGUGUUCUUCUUUCCUUCAGAUGGUCCUCAAAAUACUGAACAUCCUGCUCCAGAAGAAAACAAUACAUUACAAUUUGAGUUUCAAGAAAAAUCUUCUGGUGAUAAUGCAGCUUUAAGAAUAAAUGGUGUUUUCUUAGGUGGUUAUGCUUUCUUCAAGUUAAGAGUCUCAAGAAAUCCUUCAGCUCCCAAAACUAUCCCACAGAAAAGUGAUAAAGGUACAUCUUCUAUGCAUGUUCCAGAGGAACAGGAGGCUAUUCCUCUAGUCUCCCCAGAGCAAGAAACCAAACUGAAUGCUCUACCUCCCCCAUUAACACCACACUCUUCAGAAAAUACUCUUUCUCCGAAAGACUCUAGAACUGAUCACCUGAAUGAUGAAGACCUAUCAUCUAUUAUACAUCAACCUUCUGACAUGCAAUCCAAUUUGAUUGGCUAUGAAACUGCAUCAGCCAAAAGUCUUCAAACUCCAUCUUCACAUAAUUUCCUCCAUUUUUCACCUGACAAUUUGUCAUCCCAAUCAUUAAUGGCAUCUCUGUCAACACAAGUCUUACAAUCUAAACAGCCAUCAUUUCAUAUUUCACAGUCUUAUGAUAUAUCUGAAGAUUUUCUCUCUGAAAAUAUACCAUUUCAAGACAAUCAAUCCCAAGGCACUCCUUCUCAGUACACCCCAUCCCAAGAAAUACAAUUCCAAGAUAUACUAGCUCAAGACAUAUCAUUCCAAGAGAUUCAAUCCCAAGAGACUCCGUACCAAGAUACAGUAACCCAAGACAUACUAUAUCAAAAGACUCCACCUCAAGAGACUCCGUCUCAAGAGACUCCAUACCAAGAGCUAUCAUACCAAGAUAUAUUAAUUAAAGAUACAUCACCCCAAGAGUCUCCCUAUCAAUAUAUACUAACAAAAGAAACACCAUUCCAGGAGACUUUAUUCCAAGGGAAUCUAUCCAAAGGGACUCCAUCCCAAGAUACUCCAUCUCAAGGGACUCCAUCCAAAGGGACUCUAUCCCAAGUGACUUCACCCAAGGAGACUCCAUCCCAAGGAACUCCAUCCCAAGUGACUCCAACCAAGGGGACUCUAUCCCAAGGGACUUUAUCUCAAGGGACUCCAUCUCAAGAGACUCCAUAUCAAGGGACUCCAUCUCAAGGGACUCCACCCCAAGGGACUCCAUCUGAAGGGACUCCAUACCAAGGGACUCCAUCUCAAGAGACUCCACCCCAAGAGUCUCCAUCUGAAGGGACUCCAUCUCAAGAGACUGCACCCCAAGGGACUCCAUCUGAAAGGACUCUAUCCAAAGGGACUCCAUCUCAAGGAACUCCAUCCCAACGGACUCCACCCAAAGAGCAAUCAUUCCAAGAUAUACAAACCAAAGACACAUCAUCUCAAGAGACUCCAUACCAAGAAACUCCAUUCCAAGAUACACUAAUUCAAAAUAUACCAUCCCAAGACACCCAAUAUAAAGAGAGUCCAUCACAAGAGAUUUUCUUCCGAGAUUCUCCAUUCCAAAAUACUCCAUCCCAGAAUAUACAAUAUCAAGAUAUAUUAUCUCAAGAAAAACUAUCCCAAAGCUCACAAACCCAAAAUACAGUACCUCAAGACAUGCCAUUCUCAGAUCUUCAAAUACUAAACACUCAAGUUCAAAUCCAGCAAUAUCCAGAAGUAUUUUAUAGGGACAUUCGAACAGAAGUUAUGGAGCUGACUCAAGAAUGGAAGUCUAAUCAGGGCAAGAAACCCACAAGAAGACUUUCCUUAUCCUUGCCAGGCAAACAUGGGCAACCCUAUCCCAAGAGACAUUCUGUGGACCUGCAAGUCAAAAGUGAGAAACCAAGGAGGUAUUCUGAGGACUUACAAAGUAAACGUUCAAGACGGAAAUCCAUAGAUCAGCAAAUCAAAGCCUGGAUAUCCCCAAAGAAAAAUACCACAGAGAAACAAGAUGCAUAUACCCAAACCACAGAGCAAGCUGAAGAUCAGCAAGCUCAAGCUCAGCAGGCUCAAGCUCAGCAAGCUGAUGAUCAGCAGGCCAAAGAGGAGGAGGUCCCAGUACAACAAUACCAAAAUAAACAAAUCAAAGUCCAAAAAUCUGUACAGGAGCUAUUACCAGAAGAACGUCUUAAUGACAGAGAGGAUGAAGAUCAGCAGUCUGAUAAAAAGCAACCUCCAGAAGAACAAGUUCAACUGGCUGAAGACCAACAUCCCAAAGAGCAGAAAGCCCCAAAGACCCAGCUCCAAAAUUGGCAGGGAGGACAACAAGCACUAGUAAAGAGAGCCCCAAUGCAGUUGUAUGAUAACUGGGACUCCCAAAGCUUUCAGUGCACGGAAAGGUCAUCAUGUUCAUUCUGGUCAACUCCAUCCUGGCAGCCUAUUAGCCAGAGAUCCCAAGACUGGAUAAGUCAAGGUUGGAGAAACAAAGAUUGGAAAGCACAAGAAUGGCAGUUUGAAGUGCAACCUUCCCUAGAAUGGGAAUCCCAAGAGCUAUUAGAGAGAGAAUCCUUAAGACAAAGGGCACUAUACCAACAAAUCCAACCCCACACCACCAUAGUUCAUCAGACCCCAGAUCAUCGAUUGCAAAACUUUAUACUUCAAGUAGGUCUGUGUCAAGGUAGUAGGCAGCAACAAGACUCUGGAUCUAGUGUUUUAAUAGAAGAUGUGUAUGAAGACGACAUUCAGUCAAGAGACAGAGAACCAGGAGAUACAGAAGAUACAUGCCAGAAACCAACAGACCAGCAGUCAGAAGACAUGCGGCCAGAUAAUUAUCCUGUUGCUUGUCAGAGCCUGGUUCCAUACACAUAUGUAACCUGUUUAUCCAACAUAGCUUCAGAGCAAGAGGUGCAGAACAAUACACCUUGCUCAGGUUCAUCCAAAGAUCUAAAUGCCACUUCUUCCUCAUCAUAUCAAAAAGAUCAACAGCAAUCUGGAGAUUCAGACUAACAUGCACAUCUAACCAAAAAACACAGAUACCAGAUAAUGGAACCAGAUGAGGAGAAAGCAGUUGAUUCUUCCCUAACCUCUGUUCUUGCCUGUGCUUGCUGUCUAAUUCAUACACCACAGAUGAAGGACAUACAGGACCUUCAAAGAACGUGUUCCUUUUUAAAUCAAAAUGACAACAAGCUAAAUGUUAACACUAUAUCAGAACCUUCUGGGGUUGAAGGAAUAAAUCUCAUGUAAACCGU